This is a messenger RNA of Thecamonas trahens ATCC 50062, 861 nucleotides long. Its product is annotated as transmembrane protein 110. The record is from RefSeq and is a predicted model, not a curated record. Bases 1 to 861 code for a protein of 286 amino acids. The transcript is spliced from 2 exons. Lineage: Eukaryota; Apusomonadida; Apusomonadidae. Gene Ontology annotation, cellular component: membrane.
AUGGGCGAGGGAUGCCAGAUGAUGGACGACUUUGGCAAGGAGGUCCAGCUUGCCCUCAUGGCUGUGGCUUUUGCCACCCUCUUUGUCAAGUGGCGGCGGGAGGAGCACCGACGGAGCACCAAGAUCUGGCUGUUUGACACAGGCAAGCAGGGCAUCACCUCGAUCUCGUGGCACUUUCUCAACGUCUUUGUCGCAUGGCUCUACACCUCGCACGAUGCCUGCCUCGGCUACUUUAUCCUCAUCUUUCUCGACGCCACCCUUGGUGUUGCCCUCUGCUGGGCCUUUCUCACCGCGUUUGAGCGCUUCUUCAUCGACGCACACAUUGUCGGCCAAUUCUCGCCGUACGAGUACCUGCGCUCCGGCAAGUACGGCCGCCCGCCGUCGGCCAAGGCCUGGGCCAUGCAGCUCGGCGUCUGGCAGGUCAUCGUCGUCCUUGUCAAGCUCAUCAUGGGCCUGCUUAUGUAUCCGGUGGCAGGCAUUCUCGAGGCCAUCGCACGCUUCUUCCUCACGCCCUUUCUCAACCACCCACACACCGAGCUCAUUGUCGUCAUGCUCGUUGCCCCACUCUUCCUCAACAUCAUCACUUUUUGGAUCUCGGACAACAUUCUCAAGUCCGACGCGCCACAGGAGCGUGCGACUGAGACAGAGCUCAAUGUCCUGCUCAACCCUUGGGCCGCCUCUGACGAUGACGACGCCGACCUUGGUCGCCCGCUCAGCUCGCUCUCGAUCUCGCGAACCUCGACUGCAGUCUCGAACUCGUCUGCUAAUCCGUUUGUGCUCGAACUCUCCUCGCUCGACGACGACGACUUUGCCGAGCCGGUCGUCAUGGUCAACCCGUUUUCGACCGUCGACACUCGCUGA